Messenger RNA from Humulus lupulus (European hop), 517 nucleotides. RefSeq lists its product as uncharacterized. The record is from RefSeq and is a predicted model, not a curated record. Lineage: Eukaryota; Viridiplantae; Streptophyta; Magnoliopsida; Rosales; Cannabaceae. The coding region runs from base 81 to 494 and encodes 137 amino acids. Gene Ontology annotation, molecular function: cysteine-type peptidase activity. Gene Ontology annotation, biological process: proteolysis. The transcript has 4 exons.
AGUUUUAUGACAUUGAACGUCUUAGCAUUAAUAAUGUUAACGAUGUAGAGCGAUCAACCAUUGACUUGGCGAAUUGGUUGAUGACCAUGGAUAGAGUUGGUCAACUUUACUUUAUACCUUGGAACAUACGGGAACAUUGGAUGUUGGUGAUUGCUAUGCCAAAAGGAAAAAUCGUGUACUUAGAUCCAUUGAAAUCACACAAACGUCCAGAAGAAAUUGAUUCAAUGAUAAUGAGUGCAUAUUAUAGAGCUUCUUCCAAUGCAUUACUCGGCAAUCCCACAAAGAUAUUCAAUGUUACAUGUCCAAGACAACCACAAAGUCAUGAAUGUGGUUUUUAUGUCUUGAAGUACAUUAGAGAUCUUGUACGGGCAUCAAAUGCAAUGACUACCCUAAAAGAAAAAUUUGGUGGGAAGACGCAAUAUUGUGAGAUUGCAGACCUCUUGCCAAUCCAACACGAAUGGUUAGGCAAAUUGAUGACAUACAUUUAUCAGUAAGCCUAUUUUUGUUUAGUUGUAAG